Gaeumannomyces tritici R3-111a-1 is the source of this 2875-nucleotide messenger RNA. RefSeq names its product late embryogenesis abundant protein. The coding region runs from base 1 to 2844 and encodes 947 amino acids. NCBI's taxonomy places the organism in Eukaryota, Fungi, Ascomycota, Sordariomycetes, Magnaporthales, Magnaporthaceae. The transcript has 4 exons. The record is from RefSeq and is a predicted model, not a curated record.
AUGACCCGUGAAGCCUUCCGCCUACCAGACUUUACCGUGACCAUACGCUUUCCCAAGAUUCCGAACCACAGAGGUCUCGCGCUGGCAGCCAAGACUGUAAAGUGCCUGUGUUGCUGCAACCUCUGCAACAUCCGCCGUCGACACCACGACAGCACAAAGGAAGAACCACAAGACGACUCCAGCAGCAUGGCCGAGGCGGCGCACUCACCGGCGGCGCGGUCGCCCUGGGAGAAGCCCCGAGGUGUAGGCGCCUACCCCGACGGGGAGGACAACUACUUCCGCGACUCAGACCCCAAGCGCAAGCAGCAGCAGCAGCAGCAGCGGCAGGGAAAGGACGCGGCCGAGUCCAUGAUGACCAACGGCGCCGGCGUGGCCCCGUCCAUCGCCGAGAGCGACUACAAGUCAGCCAUCCCCGAGGAGUCGCUGGACGGGGACCACUACACCACCGACGGCCUCAACGUGCCCGCGGAGGAGCUGUCGCCCGAGGACGCCGUCGACAGCAAGAACGAGAGCAGGGCCGCCUCGGCGGUCGGCCUCGACGCCAAGGCCCCCAAGGGCGGCGACCAGAAGACCGAGGCCGGCGGCGCACCGCCGAGCAGGAUGGGCAUCAAGAGCGGCGAGGACGCCGAGCCUAAGCAGAGGCAGGCCGAAGACGAGGCUGCAAGCAAGUCCGGCACCAAGGUUGACGACAAGGUCCAGCCGGACGAGGCUGCGCAGCCAGACCUCCAGGAGGUCGAGCCAGAGCCGAUUGCGGAGGGCGUCGAGCAGGCUCAAGAGAAGCCUGCCGACGCCGCCAAGGUCGACGAAGAGCAGGAGAGGCCCGCCGAUGCGGCCGGCAUGACGGGCUCUACCGUCAAGGAGGGCGUGAGCAAGGUCGGCUCUGCUGUCGGCUCUGCCGUCGGUGCGGUGGGCGACGACGCGUCCAAGCAGGGUGAGGAGAAGGUGGGCGAGCCGGAGGCCCAAGUCGGCGAAGCCGCCGAGGAGGCAAAGGACAAGCUCGACGAGACUGCCCAAGACGCAGAGGCUAAGCUGGACGGCUCGGCCGAAAAGGCGGACGAAACCGCCGAGGAGGCCACUGACCAAGCAGACUACAGCAUCCUCAAGGGCGGCAAGGUCAACAAGGGCGGCAACGUCGUCGACGGCGAGGGCAAGGUGGUCGGGCGCAUCAGGGAGGGCGUGCUUGGGCACCUGGUCGGUAAGCGCGUCGACGAAACGGGCGCCAUCUGGAACGACAGCGGCGCCGUCAUGGGGCGGGCCGAGCCCAUCCCGGCCGACGAGCUCGAGUCCAUGACCAAGGCCUCGGGCCCGUUCGAGGCCUUCCCCGACGCUGUCGUCGACGCCAAGGGCAUGGUCGCGUUCGAGGGCGAGCUCGUCGGCAAGGUCGUCGAGGGCGACGCCAAAAAGCUGCGCGGCUUCAAGGUCGACCCGGACGGCGACAUCCUCGACCGCGCCGGCAACGUGGUCGGCCGGGCCGAGCGCUGGGAGGAGCCCGAGCCCGAGCCCGUGCCCGAGGAGGAGCCCGAGCCGGAGGCGGACCGGUCCGUCCUGGCCGGCAAGCGCGUCAACAAGGCCGGCAACGUGGUCGAUAGCAGCGGCACCAUCUACGGGCGCGUCGUCGAGGGCGACGCCAAGCGCAUGGUCGGCCGCAUGUGCGACAAGAAGGGCAACGUGCUCAGCGAAUCGGGCGACGUGCUGGGCCGCGCCGAGGUCGUGGCCGAAGGCGAGCGCGAAGGGUCGCGGGAGGGCCCCUUCGCCGAGCUGUCGGGCCUGACCGUCACGCGCGACGCCAAGGUCGUCACCCCCGGCGGCGACGUGGUGGGCCGCCUGGUCCGCGGCGACGCCAAGGCGCUGGCCGGGCGCGCCGUCGACGAGGACGGCGACGUGGUGGACAAGAACGGCAACGUGCUCGGCUCGGCCGAGCGCUGGGAGGAGCCCGAGGUCGAGAAGCGCUCCAACCCCAUGGCGGGCCGGCGCGUCAACCGCGAGGGGAACGUGGUGGACCAGGACGGGAACCUGGUCGGCAAGCUGACGACGGGCGAGCUGAGCGUGUGCUCGGGCAAGGAGAUCGACGCCGACGGCGACGUCGUCGACGGCAAGGGCAACACCGUCGGCCACGUCUCGUUGCUCGCCGACAUCCCGCCCGAGCCGGCCGAGGAGGAGGAGUCGGCCGAGGACAAGGCCAAGCGCGAGCUCGACGAGAAGGACAAGGAGCUGGCCAAGCGCAUGAGCAUCGCCCUGACGCAGGUGCUCGACAAGAUCAAGCCCAUCUGCGAUAUGAUCACGAGGAAGAUCGAAAAGGCCGACCGUACCCCCAAGGAGGAGCUGGACGAGGAGGAGCUCGUGCGCGAGGUCCGCCCCCUGAUCGAGGAGGGCGGCAAGAUCCUGCAGGAGGCCAACGGCGUCAUCCGCGGGCUGGACCCGGACGGGCGCAUCCAGGCCAACGCCAAGCACAAGGCGGCCACGCGCGACGCCACGCCCGAGGAGUACCACCUGGCCGACAUCCUCAAGGAGCUCACGGGCACCGUGUCCAAGUGCAUCGACGACGCCAAGAAGCGCCUCGAGGGCAUGCCGCACGCCAAGAAGGAGCUCAACCCGCUCUGGGGCCUCCUCAGCGAGCCGCUCUUCCAGAUCCUCGCCGGCGUCGGCCUGCUGCUCAACGGCGUGCUCGGCCUCGUCGGCCGCUUGCUCAGCGGCCUGGGCCUCGGCGGCCUGGUCGACAGCCUUCUAGGUGGCCUGGGCGUGAAGCAGAUUCUCCAGUCGCUCGGAAUCGGAUCCCUGACCGAUGCAUUGACUGGAAAGAACCAGAAGAAGAAGAGUGGUGGCCUUCUCGGUCUGGGUGGCUAAAUCAACCAUUGGUUGAUGGAUUUAGUGUGUG